UCUCUUUUUCUUUUCUUCUGGAGAGAGAAAGAGAAAGAAGAGAGAGAAAGUAGGCGUUAAUAAAAAGCCUACCUUUUUUGCCAAUUCAACUGUCUUCUCCGUGUUCAACUCGCGUUCUACCCAGCCUCACACCACGACUUCCACCAUUUUCCCCAAUCAAUCAAUCAAUCUUCUCUACACAAAAAAAUAAUUUAUUUCAAUUCUUAAUUUCAGCGAUUUUUAAGGGAGAUUCAUCUUCUCUGAUUCAACAAUUUUUAACUUUUUUUUGUUUGUUUAUUGUUCAAUUAUUGACGAAGAAUUUAGGGUUUUCUGUGUUUGAUCGAAAUCGAUCUAAUUGUAAAUUUGAUUAUUAAUUAAUUUGAGGAAAAAUAAAAUUAGGGGAAUUUUGAGGUGAAUAUUGUAUAUGAGAUUGAUUUGUGACGGAAAUGAUGUUGACCUUAUUAGAUGUGUUGUAAAGUAAUAUGGCCUUGGUUGUUCAUUGCUUAAAUCAUGUCGCUUUACAUCGGUCGCGAAGCUUCAAAGCUAUGGAAGAGAUUUUGUGCGGAAGUAUCAACCGAAGUCAAUCUUCUUUUGGAACAUUGGAAGUACAUUUUAGGAGGACUUGUUUUUCAGUACAUUCACGGUUUGGCUGCACGAGGUGUUCAUUAUAUACAUAGGCCUGGCCCAACACUUCAGGAUGCGGGUUUCUUUCUUCUUCCUGAACUUGGAGAAGACAAGGCUUACAUUAGUGAGACUGUAUUUUCCUCCAUAUUUAUAGCCUUUGUUUUGUGGACUUUUCACCCGUUCAUUCUCAAAAGCAAAAGGUUCUACACAGUUCUAGUGUGGUGCAGGGUCCUUGCAUUCCUAGUUGCAUCACAGUUUCUUAGGAUCAUCACAUUCUAUUCUACACAGCUUCCUGGUCCAAACUACCACUGCCGCGAAGGUUCAAAACUAGCUACUCUCCCACCUCCACACAGUGCAUAUGAGGUCCUUCUGAUUAACUUUCCUCGAGGGGUUCUCUAUGGCUGUGGUGAUCUCAUUUUUUCAUCGCAUAUGAUCUUUACUCUUGUGUUCAUUAGGACCUAUCAGAAAUAUGGCUCUAAGAGGUUAAUUAAGCAGUUGGGUUGGCUACUUGCUGUGGUCCAGAGUUUAUUGAUCAUUGCAUCUCGCAAACAUUAUACCGUGGAUGUUGUUGUGGCGUGGUAUACGGUCAAUCUGGUUAUUUUCUUUGUUGACAAGAAACUUCCUGAAAUUCCUGACCGAUCCAGUGUCGGUGCAUCUCUUUUGCUUCCCAUAAGCAACAAAGAAAAGGAUAGCUGGAACAAGGAGGAAAACCACAAGCUAUUGAACGGAAACUCCGUAGAUCCCAUGGAUAGGCGACAACGAAAUGGAAUGAAUGGGAAGAACCUCGAGGACGGACUUGCAACUCACAAUGAAAGUGCAAUUAAUGGUGCAUAGAUGAAGUGUCUGCAGCAACUAAUUAUGAUUGAAUCCUGUGUUUAGGAGUUUGGAUGGAUGGUCUUGUUAAUUCUGAUUUUAAAAUAGAAUGAAAUUUUGGUUACUGAGAUUAAUCAUUUGCCUCGUCCAUGUAGAUUCUGUUAUGUAUAAAAAAUUCCAAAUUUCAAAUUAAUUCAGUCUGUUAGAUCAGUAAAAGUACAAUAUAGAAUCCUUCUGAUGAGUAGUCAGUGCGUAAAUAAUGGUGCCUCCAGUUGUUUCUUC
Molecule: messenger RNA, 1698 nt
Organism: Chenopodium quinoa (quinoa)
Lineage: Eukaryota; Viridiplantae; Streptophyta; Magnoliopsida; Caryophyllales; Amaranthaceae
Product: phosphatidylinositol:ceramide inositolphosphotransferase 1-like
Exons: 12
Coding region: 490-1437 (315 amino acids)
Biological process (GO): ceramide biosynthetic process
Cellular component (GO): trans-Golgi network; endoplasmic reticulum membrane; Golgi membrane
Molecular function (GO): sphingomyelin synthase activity; ceramide cholinephosphotransferase activity; inositol phosphoceramide synthase activity
Source: RefSeq, a predicted model, not a curated record